Messenger RNA from Acanthochromis polyacanthus (spiny chromis), 2072 nucleotides. RefSeq names its product polycomb group ring finger 6 (gene pcgf6). Gene Ontology annotation, biological process: regulation of transcription by RNA polymerase II. The coding region runs from base 397 to 1167 and encodes 256 amino acids. The transcript is spliced from 10 exons. The record is from RefSeq and is a predicted model, not a curated record. Gene Ontology annotation, cellular component: PRC1 complex. Lineage: Eukaryota; Metazoa; Chordata; Actinopteri; Pomacentridae.
AGGACAUAAGGAGGGAAACUAAGCUGCUCACGUGACUGUGAAGAAGCAACACAGUGGAUAAAGUUAGGAAAUCCUUUUAUUCUCUGUUCAGUGGGAUUUCUCGGCACUAGUGCAGACGAAGGCUUGUUGUUCAGCCAGACUCGGUAACACCAACGGCUAAACUACAGCUGCAAUCUAUACUCACAUGUAUUUAUAGUUUUAGUAGUGCACAUUACAAGCACGCUAACGUUAGCCGACUAGCCACGCGUAGCUAACUUAAAAUAAGUUUACUGAAACCUCAAGUUAGCUUUGACCUUUGGACCAAAGUUCAACUUUGGCUAAAGGUAGCUAUUUAGUUAGCUAUUUAGUUCUCGUAACUAAAAGAAACAAAGGAAGUGUGUUGCAGUGCUGCUGGGAAUGUCAUCGCUUCCGUUUGGUCGCAGGAGUCAUGAAGGGUCAGCGAACAUAUCAGACAGCGACUCUGAGGACGAGCCCAAGCUCCCCAUCAAUCAGUUUUAUCCAUACAUCCGCUGUGCCCUGUGCUGUGGUUUCCUCAUAGAUGCCACCACCAUCACCGAGUGCCUGCACACAUUUUGCAAAAGCUGCAUUGUGAAGCACUUCUUCCGCAGCAACAGAUGCCCCACAUGCAGCAUUGUGGUCCACCAGACACAACCUCAUUACAACAUCAGGCCUGACCGACAACUACAGGAUAUUGUUUACAAAAUGAUUCCCUUCCUGGAAGAGGCUGAAAGACAACAAAUGUGUAAAUUCUACAAAGAGAGAGGGCUCGAGGUGCCAAAACCAGUGGUGAUGUCCCCCCCAGGUCCUGUUGUGUUGAGGAGACAGAAGAAGGAUAACAUUCCCCAGUCUGUGUUCACCAUUCCUCCUGAGCUGGAUGUGUCUCUGCUCCUGGAGUUUGUUGGGGCUGAAGAGGGCAUCUGCAACUAUAAGCCACUAGAGAGGCGGUAUGUUCGUGUGUCGGGCGAGGCCACCAUUCGCCAUGUGGAGCUGUUCAUCAGGAGGAAGAUGGAGCUGAGCCCAGCAUGUCAGGUGGAUGUGGUUUGUGGAGAUCACCUCCUGGAUCACUACCAGUCACUCAAAGACAUACAGAACUCUGUGGGUGAAGACGCUCUGCAGGACGGUCUGCUGGUGCUACACUUCGGUUUGGUCCUGCCCUCCCAGUCUUGAACAUGAGAGAUGGAUUUAGUUAAUUCCUCAACUGAUAAGCUAUCCUUUUGGACCUGUCUUCAUCAGACUCGUGUCGUAAUGUGGACUUAAGUUUCUACACUGGCAUAACUUCUAAUUAUAACUACUGCAAAACUGUCUUUGAUGAAUUGUUAGAACUGAUAAAACUACUAACGUAAAGGUAGGCCUGCAGAACAUGUGGAGUGUAACAGGAAGUCUAAGAUGCCUGACCUCAUCUGGAAUGAAUUAUCUUUAUCUUAUAUUCAGGACAGUCCUUGUGCCUGACAUGAACUUGAUGGUCACAGGUGACUUAUAUGUGAUUGACUAAAGUACCAGCAUGUACAAAACAAGUUUCAACUGAUGACUGGACUGUAGAGGUUCUUGUUUUUACCGCCAAUGUGACUUUUGAGGUUAACUUUAGUCACAAGAAUGUGACUUCUGCUUUAGUUGAACCUGGAUCGAAUUGAGUCUGAAACUCUUUAAGGUUCAACCAGUAUGUCCAUGAGGGCAGUACGAGCUGCACCUGUCUAGUUUUACUGCCUUUUUGGAAACCAGGGACCUGCAUCUCAGUUAUUUUCUAUUUAUUAUUUCACGGGUAGGAUGUGGUUUGAAAUAGUUAAAGGAUUCGAAGUAAAAGGACUACCACUACCAAAGGUUUGUGAAUGUAUUUAUAUACAGCUUAGAUUUCUACUCUUUUUGCUUCUUAUUGAUUGACACGUUUAAUUUAAGAGCCGUUAACAAUUGUAUAUUGCCUGCUGAUGUUUACUGAUGACACAUGCUUUAGUACUACAGCACAAAGCAAUUGUUUAAAGGGAGUUUGUAUAAAGAGGUCUUUGAUAAGGUUUGUUUAAAAUCUAUUUUCUACUAGCUUUUGUGGCUUUGAAUAAAUAAGUUGCUACAUAACAGAA